AUGCCAUCUACUAACGCGUUGCAACUUGCAAAGCAGUCAUGGCUAACAACAGUCUUCUCAUGCACCAACACUACUCAAUUUGAGUGUCAAUUAUUCUUCUACAUUGCUCAAGAUAGCGUCAAUAGCAAUGAUCGGUCUGUAAAAGUCUCUAUUCGACUGUGCAAUCUUCCUGUUGUCAAAUUUGUUGAUGCAAUCAAUAUUACACCGGUUCGUGCAAGAUCGUCAAUUAACAUUAUGGAGGAAGAAUUGAAAGAUAAUCCAGCAGUUCUCCAAUGCAAUAAUUGCUUCAAUAUUGUCGGUGAUACUCUAUCUGCUGUCGAUUCUAACGACGACAUCGAAUUUAUUACUCUCGAUUCAGUCACCGAUGCUGUCGAUGUUGGCACCAAGUUAGUGACAUUAAAGAGAGGCUCUCGCAAAGGUUGCUCCUAUCAACGUUUAGCUUGCUAUCAUUGCAACACUGUUUUAGGUCGAAAAUAUCAAUCACCAUUUCAGUCAAAAUCGCCAAUUCAAUCAAGAUAUGCUUUCAAACUCAAUAAAUUGAAAAUUUAUCAUUUAGGCCAGUUUAUAUCCAAGCAAGAGACCGAUGUCACGGAUAAUAGUGUCUCUGCAGUCAGUACAGCCAGUGAUACCAACAUGGAAAAGAUCAGCUCCGAUCUAUUUAAGAUGAAACAUCUACUGCUUUUGCUAUCCCAACGUGUCGAUAGGCUAGAAGCAUCUGCUGGCAUACCAUAG
Messenger RNA from Trichoplax adhaerens, 732 nucleotides. RefSeq lists its product as uncharacterized. The coding region runs from base 1 to 732 and encodes 243 amino acids. The record is from RefSeq and is a predicted model, not a curated record. NCBI's taxonomy places the organism in Eukaryota, Metazoa, Placozoa, Uniplacotomia, Trichoplacea, Trichoplacidae. The transcript is spliced from 3 exons. Gene Ontology annotation, biological process: chromosome segregation; CENP-A containing chromatin assembly. Gene Ontology annotation, cellular component: nucleus; chromosome, centromeric region; chromatin.